AUGGACGGCCGUGGUGGGGCUGGGGCGUCGGGGUACGGCGAGGAGGGCGAGGACGACGAUGACGAAGAGGAGCGGGAGAGCGGCAUUGCGGCCACGCAGGGGUCCAGACUGCCUCCCAUCGCGGGCGGCACCGCAGAACUGGCCAAACGGAAGGUGAAGAAGAAAAAGAAGAAGAAAAAGACCAAGGGGUCAGGCAAAGGCGACGAUAAACAGCAGAGCCGAGGCCUGAAGAGUCCGUGGUUUUCUCCAUCUUCUCAUGACAUCUUAAGUCCCAGCAAAGAUCAGGGCCCGGAGCAAGAGCAGGGACAGGCCAAAGAGGACAGCAAGCACAUCCUCUCUUACCCUGCCACGGCCAGCCUCCCCCACUUUGCUGAGGUAGAAGAGAACCUCUCGCACCAGAUGAACGAAAGCCUGCGUUGGGAUGGGAUUCUGGCCGACCCCGAGGCCGAAAAAGAAAGGAUUCGAAUAUAUAAAUUGAACCGGAGGAAGCGGUACCGGGUUUUCGCCCUCAGGGGCUUCCGCUCUGACCAGGGUGCCGAGGAGACAGUGGAGAACCUUCCCUACCUCUCGGACAGAGACAGCCACUCCAACAGCAGGCCGCCCCCUCUGAAGGCCGACCGCCCACACCACUACUUGGAAGCAAACCUGACUCCAAAGACCCUACAUGCGGAUUCAGCUCCUGCUCUGCCGGAAUGAAAACCACCCUCGACGCUGACGAGUGUGCAGGUUAUCUGGACCACAAGUUGCUGUGUGAAAAAAAUAAUUGGUAAUAAAAGGAAAUCAGACCUAUAUCUGAAGGAAGCAGACGCUGGUACGGUAAUGAGAUCCACCCCUCCCUGCACCAGGACGCCCUUAAUUGCCAAGGAAAGCCACAGUUCCUUAA
Messenger RNA from Loxodonta africana (African savanna elephant), 883 nucleotides. It is a transcript of the gene LIAT1, whose product is annotated as ligand of ATE1. The record is from RefSeq and is a predicted model, not a curated record. Lineage: Eukaryota; Metazoa; Chordata; Mammalia; Proboscidea; Elephantidae. The transcript is spliced from 2 exons. The coding region runs from base 1 to 696 and encodes 231 amino acids. Gene Ontology annotation, biological process: protein arginylation.